Molecule: messenger RNA, 3066 nt
Organism: Biomphalaria glabrata
Lineage: Eukaryota; Metazoa; Mollusca; Gastropoda; Planorbidae
Exons: 21
Coding region: 181-2532 (783 amino acids)
Source: RefSeq, a predicted model, not a curated record
CAUGUUAAAAAUUGUACUGUGUGGCACAAGUGUUGAAUGAAAUAUCACAAAAUAUAUGUCUAUGAGUAAAAAAUAUUUAGUUUUCUACAUAGACAUAAAAACGAUACUUAGAUAAACAGUGAAAUAACUCAGAUUGAGAUUAUUAAAAGAGCUAUUUCUUGUUCGGAAUUUCCAUUCCCUAUGUCCAGUGCGAUGACGUCUCGAGCGGUGGCUCUCAGAUACGUAGGAAAUCUUCUUGCGAUUGUGUUUUGUAUCUAUAGGACUAAAGGGGCAGGCACCACGUACGGGAACCUGUUUGUCGUCACGAACUUAAAGGUGAUUGGAAAUCACAGUGAUCCAUCAAGGCUGCCUGGUCAAGUGGAGUUCUUUUUGUACACUGCUGCUGCGGAUGGUGUCCAGGUGACCGUCACUUUCCGAAACGCGACAGUCCAGAGUUUGAUCAUCUUGCCAGGUGUCAAGAACAUGAACCAAGUCUCAGCCAAUCCCAAACUCUUUUCAUUCGAAAAGGACUUGGCUAGAAAAUCAGUGUAUGUUUUCAAAGGAAGCGGGCUUUUUGGCCUCUGUGUUUUAAUUAUGCAGUCCUACGCAGAAGACUCUUUCGAAACGUUCCUGGCCAUUCCUGUUGACGGCUGGGGGAAACUUUAUUAUCUAGUUUCUUUAGAAUCAAGAGUGUCAGCGCAGUUCGUAACAGGGGAACACAACUCCACUCUCACCGUACUGCUAAGGUUUGCGGAUAGGUCCAUGGUCUUCAAAUACCACGGCAUCAGUUACGGAACAGGUUCAAAUCUUAUUGUUGAUCUCCCUCCGUGGAGAGCCUUCUCCUUAUCGAACUGUGAUGAUAACAGACUCUCGUCCAGCUUUACAGGUACCUAUGUCAGAGGAACAUCCCCUUUUGGCGUCAUCUCCGGGAAUUGUCUGGACGGCACCAUCAAUGUCCUUUGCGAUGACCCGAUGCUCGAACGAGAGCAAAAAGGCAGACAGAGCGUGCUUGUAGAGAUGUUGCCUCCCCUGGAGCAGUACGGGAGGGAGUUCAUCCCCGUCUUGAUAACGGGUAGGACGUCACAUGACUAUUUCAUCACAGUAGCUGGUCAUGAUGACGUCAAUGUGACAUUCUUCAACAAGGAGGACGAACGCAAUGACUACUAUUUGAAAUACAGGGGAGACAGUCUCAGGAUUACUUUAAAAGGCGGACUAGGAAUGCUGAAAAGCAACAAAGGUGUCCUGGUCAUGUAUGUGAUGCGGUCAGCCUGCUUUGGAUCGAAAGCAGAAGUCGGAGGCCCGAGCUUCUGUUUGAUAGUUCCGAAUGAGCUUUUCUACCAUACCUAUACAUGGAGCACCAAAACCUCCUCACUGCCUUUGGUGGUCCUCAGCUACAUCUGCAUCGUCAUCAGAGUGUCCAACAUACCACAGCUCUACAUGGACGGCGAGUUCUUUAAAGCUGAUACCACGUGGAACCUCGUCAGCGGAGCGCCCGAAUGGAGGGCGGGUCACGCGAUGAUAGAGCAAGGCAACCACCUGAUGAAGCAUACUUCCGGAUCUCCAUUCGGCCUUUACCUGUACGGACUGGGGCACUACAGCUCCUACAUGCAUCCUGCUGGAUUCAUCACAUCCUCCAUUAACGCGGUGUGCCACACGAGCCCGACUGUGCCAGGAGAUUUGGUCGACAAUGAUUGCGACAAGAGAAUAGACGAGGAAAUCGAGGACAACAAAGAAUGUUUAUUUGCAGACGACGAUGACGACGGAUACAUCGAUGAAGAUCUGAGAGACACGCCCGUUGGUGGAGCGUCUGGAGAGACAACGGCAGAGAUACAGAUCCCAGGCGUCGUUAAUGGUGGCUGGAGUGUUUGGACAGAGUGGCACUGUCAAGACUGCUUGGACACAAGGGUCUUUAGAACCAGGGACUGUAACAACCCUUCUCCACUCGAAGGAGGCCGGAAUUGUUACGGGGGUCGAUUGGAAGCUAAAUUUGGACAAUGUUACACAGAGAUAACAUGUCCGGAAGACUGCCCAUUGUAUUACUGGUCCAGCAACUGCUCAAAGACUUGUUUCAACUGCAUGGGAGAUUGUCGCAAAAACAGUGGGGUCUGCGAAAGGUGUGUGUCAGGCUUUAAGUCCCCCCAAAACAGCUGUACUACAGCCUGUGAGGAGUAUGAAUUUGGUCCGAACUGCGAAGGGGACUGCAUGGCCAAAUGUGACGACGACUGCUUCAACAGGGUGACAGGCGAAUGUUCAGAUUCAUGGAUCUCCUUUAGAACCCUUGUCCCAGCGCUGAUUCCAAUCAUUAUAGUGGCCAAUGCAUGUAUUUUCUGGGGUUACCACAAGCAAAAGCAAACACUGCUACCGACAGGGGAGAGUAAGCCUAGCAGAUCUUGGACAUUAUACACCGCAAUAUCUUCAGAAAAAAUCAGGGAGAUGCUGGCCCCAUGGAAGAGUCUGGAGACCCCACGAGUGAAGCCCUUCGAAGACAUGCCCCCAGACACCAACCUUUUCUCGUCUCGGACAACCUUUUCAACGACGGAAAGUCAAGUCUGAGAGACCAGUUGUCUUCCUUGAGGGACCAGGAAUCUUCUUUAAGGGACCCGGAAUCUCCAUAUGGAAGCACGAAUCUCGACUAAGGGACCAGAAAUAUUCUUUGUGUAACCACGAAUCUGUAUUGAGGAACUAGAUUUUUUUUGACUGACAAUGAAUUUGUUUUGAAAAAAAAAAAGGAAAUCUCCUAACAAAGCUGCCAAUCUUCUUUGUCUAGCAUGAAAAUCCUUUGAAAAAGAAAUGAUUCUGCUGACUGUAACCUCCUAUGAAAAAAGAAUCCUCUUUACUUAUCGCAAAUAUUGCAAGCCAUGGUGUGUUUUUUUUCAACCACUGAACAACUGUAAUAUAUAAAUGGUAACCUCAGCUGAAUUUAUGCGAUGAAAGAUCAGUUUGCCAUUGAUUGAUUUCAAAACUUCAAUCUGCUUUAGCUAUUUAAUAUGAGACCGCAAUAUCAUGCUGAUGCAGUAAGAUCAUUUACAAUGAGUUUUGAGAAUGUUUUAACAAAUAAAUAAAAAAAAAAACAUGUAUUGCUUAUUA